Messenger RNA from Macrosiphum euphorbiae (potato aphid), 525 nucleotides. The record is from the annotation of a GenBank genome assembly. NCBI's taxonomy places the organism in Eukaryota, Metazoa, Arthropoda, Insecta, Hemiptera, Aphididae.
AUGACACCUACUACAACUGUGGGAAUCGGAAUAUCACUACGUUCCAACAUCCUCGAACAAUUACACAAACAUUUUAACGAACUUGAGCUAUUUAAUGAUGUUCCAAUUAGCACAAUAUUGGAUCCCAGAAAUCUCCACUUCCAAGACCCUGUAAAUUGCCUAAGAGCAAUUGGAAAGAUAAAAAGAUUGUUAAUAGGUUUACAAAAUGAACAGUCUGCAGUUGAAACUGAACCAACUACUAGUUCCCAAUUGAGUAUAUCAAACAAUCAAUCAUUUGACUUAUGGUCUUAUCAUAAAACAGUAGCAUCAUUGCAAAUUGAAAACAGAACCAAGCCAGUCGAUCAAGAGUUAAAUUAUUAUUUAACCAAGCCAGUGGUGCCAAUAAAUACAAAUCCACUUGAAGCUUGGGAUGUUAUUAAAUCAAUGCAUCAUAAUUUAUUUGAAGUAGCAAGAACAAAAUUGUCAAUUAUAGCUAUACAUCGGUUCCAUCGGAACGACUAUUUUCUAAAACAGGCCAAAUUCUAA